UUAACUGUGGCACAGACAAAGGCGUUGCAUUAACUCUGGCACAGACAAAGGCGUUGCAGAAAUUAAACCAUACACAACCGUUCCGCGUCUUUACGCCUUCUUCAGCAACCUCCAUUGCCCAUUACAACCUCCAUCGCCGUUACAGCGUUACACCGUUACACCCAUUAGCUAUUCAACUUCCAUCGCCCUUUACGCUCAUGACAUUCCAGACGGAACGACUUCAAUGGGCUCCAGCCUCAUAUAUGCGGCACCAUAUAUAUUCGAAAAAGACAGCAGCAAUCGUCUUCAGCACCCAGAAAAGCAAAACGUUUUUAAUCGUCUCAAUCACCCACAAAAGCAGAACGUUUUCAAUCGUCUUCGUCACCCAGGAAAGAAAAACGUGGGAACCCAACAAUCUCGGCAACCCAGGUUCACGUAUACAGGAUAUUACAUGUGCUCUGGGUACUUCGUGUUUACAGCAUUGCAAUGGACAACAUCAUUGCCACCCAUGCUCGAAAUAGAAGACGCUUUGUUUUACAUGAAAAAAGAGCAGCUCACAAACUUAAAAAACAUGGAGAAUUAAUUGGCAUAAAUGCAAAAAAAGCAGGAAUGGUCCUGCAACCCAGCCCCAUUGGAAAAAACCGAUUUGUUGGAAACGUUGAAAAAACUGAUGCGAGUUUUAAAGCUAAAGAAGCUCGACAGAAAAGGUCAUUAGUUUUAAAGGGGAAAAAGGACAAUAAGAGGAAAGAUCAUGUGCAUUUAGUUGGCACAAGCGCUACUUGUCUAGAAUUAUCUAAAACCAUGGAACAACUAGCCAAUCCUGUGGUUCAUCGGAAAAGACAGAAAAAAAAUAAUAACAACAUGACAGGUACCCUUGAUAAACCUUGGAAUUUUGGCCGGCCUACCUGCAUUUGCAAAUAUUGUGGAGCAAUACUAUGGUUUCAAGAGAGGACAUUGAAAAGCAAAAUCGUUAAAGAUCCUAAGUUUUCUUUGUGUUGUAUGGAAGGUCGCGUACAGCUGCCUCUAUUGCACGAUCCUCCUUUAUUCUUGAAAAACUUGCUUAAUGGCGUAGAUCGACAAAAGACUAAACAUUACAUGCAAAAUAUUCGGAUGUACAAUGCUAUGUUUUCUUUUACUUCCAUGGGUGGCCGCAUAGAUUGUGACAUUAACAUGAAGCGUGGGCCUUUCAUUUUUAGACUUAAUGGACAGAAUUUUCACUUAAUUGGGUCAUUAGCUCCAACAGUGGGUAAAAAACCGUCCUUUGCUCAAUUAUAUAUUCAUGACACGGAGAAUGAAAUUCAAAAUCGGGUAACCCAUUUCAAAAACAAGGUCAAUGGCACAAGCGUAAUAGACUUAGAAAUCGUGGAAGGUUUUAAAAACAUGCUUGAUGACAAUAAUGUGUUGGUUAAAUCGUUUAGGAUGGCUCGAGACAUACAUUCAAAUGAUCAAAUAACACACGUGAAGUUACGACUGAUAAGAAAACGGUGCAGGGAUGGGAGACUGUACAACAUGCCUACUGCUUCAGAAGUUGCAGCAUUGUUAAUCGGUGAUUUCAGUGAGGAAAAUGUUGAGAGAGACAUCAUAGUGGAUCAUCUAAAGGAUGGACUGCAAAGAAUUACAGAAUUACAUCCAUGUUAUAUGUCUUUGCAAUAUCCAAAUAUCUUUGUGUAUGGGGAGGAUGGAUACAGGACUGAUAUCUUGCAUAGAAGUAAUGAAGAGUUUGACAAGUAUAGGAGGAAAAAAUUAACAAUGCGGCAAUAUUACGCUUUUCGCCUUCAGUCACGAAAAAAUGAGGGGAUGAGUCUUCUUAAAUCAGGAAGGUUGCUACAACAAUUUUUAGUCGAUGCUUAUAUGGCUAUCGAAGAAGAGCGUUUUCGGUGGAUCAGAUACAAUCAACCAAAGCUAAGGUGUGACUUGUAUUCUGGUCUUAUGGAUGCUGUUUCGCGAGGCGAUAAUGAUCCUAAAAGAAUUGGCAAAGGCAUAAUAUUGCCAUCAAGCCAUACAGGUAGCCCUCGAUAUAGAGUCCAGAGUUACCAAGACGCAAUGGCUAUUUGUCGUUGGAUAGGUUAUCCUGAUCUUUUCAUUACUUUCACUUGCAAUCCUAAAUGGCCUGAAAUUCAAUAUCUACUCGAAGAAUGCGGCAUUGACGAUGAGGAUAGUAAGGUCAUGGCGACUUGUAGAGUUUUUGAAAUCAAACUGCAAGAGCUCAUGAGAGAACUAAAGCAUAAGCAACAUUUUGGGCGUAUUGCUGCAGUUCUAUACACCGUCGAAUUCCAAAAGCGCGGUCUUCCCCAUGCACACAUUUUAUUGUUCUUGCAUCCAGAUGACAAAGAACCUACCCCUUCCCAUAUUGACACAAUGAUAUCAGCUGAAAUACCAGAUAAGUUCACUGAUCCUGACGGAUAUGAAGCAGUUGAAAAUUUCAUGAUACAUGGUCCUUGUGGUAUUGCAAAUAUCAAUUGCCCAUGCAUGGUCAAUGGAAUGUGCAGCAAGCGUUUUCCUAAAAAAUAUUCAGAGGAAACUAUGUUGGAUGAUGAAGGUUUUCCAAUAUAUAGAAGGCGGCAAACAGAUGUGUUCGUAGAAAAGAAAGGAAUCAGAUUAGAUAAUCAGUUUGUCAUCCCAUAUAAUAGAAACUUAAUUGUGAAGUUCCAAGGGCACAUCAAUGUUGAGUUGUGCAACCACUCAAGGUCUAUAAAAUACUUGUUCAAGUAUAUAAAUAAAGGACCCGACCGAGCUGCUGCCGUAAUUGAAACAACUUCCACAAAUGAAAAAACAACAAACGGGGGAGACUCAAUUACACAGGAUGAAAUUAAAAGCUAUCUUGAUUGCAGAUACAUUUCAGCUACAGAAGCAUGUUGGAGGAUAUUUGAAUUUGAUAUGUUCUAUAGAGAACCUGCAGUAGAAAGACUACCUUUUCACCUGCCUGGAGAACAAAAUGUGGUAUUUGGUGAAUGUUCAACUCUUGAUCAAGUUUUAAAUAAUCCAAAUAUUUGCAAAACAAAGUUAACUGAAUGGAUGAAAGCAAAUUCCUUGCAUGAAGAUGCAAGAACCUUGACAUAUAGUGAGUUCCCAAUGAAAUGGGUUUGGCAUGAUAAGGACAAAGAAUGGAAACGAAGAAAAAAUGGAAAAUGCAUAGGCAGAAUUUACUUUGCCCAUCCAUCGAGUGGGGAGCGUUACUACCUUAGAAUGUUACUUAAUGUCGUUAAAGGGCCAACUUCUUUUUCUAAUAUCCGCAAAGUGAACAAGACGAUCUAUCCUACUUUCAAAGCAGCAUGCUACGCUCUUGGUUUACUUGAUGAUGAUAGAGAAUGGACAGAUUGUUUAAUUGAAGCUUCAAACUGGGCAAGUGGGGAUCAACUACGCCAAUUAUUUGCAACAAUAUUGGCACACUGCGAAGUAGUUGAUGUCGCGGAAUUAUGGUCAGCCAACUUCACAAUUCUAACAGAGGAUACUCAUUAUAUAUUGAAAAAUAAGUAUAGGCUGGAGCAUUUGCACUUAAACGAAGAACAAAUAACCAACUUUGCAUUAGCCGAUAUUGAGAAAAAAUUGAAGCAAUUAGGGAAAUCAUUGUCUGAUUUCCAUGGAAUGCCACUGCCAGAGAGUUCAUUGCUAAACGAAGCAAAAAGUAGUUUGAUUUUUGAAGAGAUGGAUUACAACACAAUUGAAGAAGAAAAGUUGCACCGACAAUAUUCAUCGGGUUUAAACACAGAGCAACACAAAAUUUAUGAUAUCAUACUCGAUUCGGUCAUGACCAACAAAGGGAGAACCAUUUUUGUAAAUGGUCAUGGGGGAACAGGUAAGACAUUUUUAUGGAAAGCUGUAAUCCACAAAUUGAGAUCUGAGUCUAAAAUAGUGUUGCCAGUUGCUUCAUGUGGAAUUGCAGCCGUGCUUUUGGCUGGUGGCCGAACAGCCCAUUCAAGAUUCCAUAUUCCUCUUGAUUUACAUGAAGAUUCUAGCUGUGACAUCAAACAUGGAACUCAGCUAGCCGAUUUACUCUUGAAAACUGAUUUAAUCAUUUGGGAUGAAGCACCAAUGGCAAAUAAACAUUGUUUUGAAUCCUUGGAUCGAAGCCUUAGAGAUAUUUUUCAAACACGUUUCUCUGGCAGUGCAGACAGACCGUUUGGAGGCCUCACAAUAGUUCUUAGUGGUGAUUUUCGACAGAUUCUACCAGUUGUGCAUAAGGGACAAAAGUCAGACAUAAUUAAAGCUUCAAUAACUUCAUCAUAUUUAUGGGAAAGCUUUGAAGUUUUCAAGUUAACACAAAACAUGCGAUUGCUAACCCAUGACACAGAUUUGAGUGCUCGUAAAGCCAUUUUGGAUUUUGACGAGUGGUUGCUUUCAAUAGGGGAUGGAACGACAAAAGAUUUGGAGAAAGAUGAUUUUGUCACUAUUCCCGAAGAUAUGACAAUUUUUCCAGAAGAAGACCCUAUUGCAACAAUUGUGAAUACAAUCUAUCCAAAUUUAAAGUUUAAAUGCAUGGACGAUAAUUAUUUUGAAGACAGGGCUAUUUUGUGCCCCAAAAAUGAAGAUGUUUGGGCAAUCAAUGACUUCAUUUUGGACUUCUUGCCGCAAAACUCAACAACUUACCUUAGUUCUGAUUCCAUAUGCAAGGCAUCUUUCGGUAUAACAGAUGGAGACAUUCUUUAUCCAACAGAAUUUUUAAAUACACUGAAAUUUACUGGAGUCCCAAAUCAUGAGUUAAAACUGAAAUCCGGUGUGCCUGUUAUGCUUUUGAGGAAUUUCAAUCAAUCAUUAGGCCUUUGCAAUGGAACUAGACUUAUUGUCACCUACAUGGGAAAAUGGUUUGUGCAGGCAAGAGUGUAUUCUGGGAAGAGCAAAGGUGUCUCUGUUCUGAUUCCGCGCAUCAACAUGACUCCAAAUGAAUCAAAAUGGCCAUUCAAGUUGAAGCGAAGACAAUUGCCCUUAGCUGUAUGUUUUGCAAUGACCAUUAAUAAAAGCCAAGGGCAAUCAUUCACACAAGUAGGUUUGUUCUUACCGAAACAAGUUUUUAGUCAUGGCCAGCUUUAUGUCGCAUUAUCUAGAGUUACAUCUCGAAAAGGAUUGAAGGUUUUCAACUUUGACGAUGAUGUUGAAGAACCAUCUAUGGUGAAGAAUAUUGUUUAUAAAGAAAUAUUCACUUCUAUCUCUUACUCAAAUUAGGCAAGUAAACUAUCAGAAUUACCGCAUAUUUACUUUAAAUUCAAAUAAAGUUUAAGAUUGUAGAUUUUUCUAAUGUUUACACCUUCUUGGCACAGUACUUUGACUGCAAAAUUGGAAGCUAAAUCAGCAAAAUUGGAAGAUAGACCAUGAAAAUGGGAAGCAAAUGAAGGGAAUGACACAGUGAUGGUAAACUGCAGCACCUGUUAGAAAUGUGUUUUUGUAAUUUGUUUUGAUUGUUGUUUUACUAUGUUUGUGGUGAAAUUUGUUGUUGUUUUGAUCUGUUUUAACUAUGUAGAGUUUGCUUAAAUGUUGAUGGAUUGGUUUGGUUAGCUAUAAAUUUCCUUUUGUUUAA
Molecule: messenger RNA, 5491 nt
Organism: Mercurialis annua (annual mercury)
Lineage: Eukaryota; Viridiplantae; Streptophyta; Magnoliopsida; Malpighiales; Euphorbiaceae
Exons: 8
Coding region: 466-5139 (1557 amino acids)
Biological process (GO): DNA repair; telomere maintenance
Molecular function (GO): DNA helicase activity
Source: RefSeq, a predicted model, not a curated record